UCAAAAUUAGAAAGACACAUAUAUAUAGUUAGAUGGAAGAACAAGAGGCCGUAUUUCACUCUCGGAAUUCUGGUUCUGCUUCUGCUUCUGCUUCUGCAUACAUCAUAUCACAAACAAUCUUUCUCUGUCUGAAUCGAACACACGUGAGUAUGUCUGAUAACGAAGACCAUGCAGACUACACGGACAAUAAUUCCUCUGCAAAGCGUAGGUUCAGGGAUAGGUCCAAGGAGGUAUUGUCCAAACAAGCCGUUAAGUUAGCCAAGCAAGCUGAAGAGCAUGAAAGGUUCAUCAACAAGGUGACUCAUUUUUUGGGGGUUCUUGGCUUUGGUUGGUUUUGCUUCAUCUUUGGGGCAAGGCCACAAGCCGUUCCCUUGGUAUAUUGCUUGUUCUACGUCGUGUUUGUUCCUCUCCGUUGGAUAUAUUACAGGUUCAAGAAAUGGCAUUACUAUCUCCUGGAUUUUUGCUAUUAUGCCAAUACCAUUUUCUUGGUUUACCUCCUUUUUUACCCAAAGAAUGAAAAGCUUUUCCUGGUUUGUUUUUCAUUUGCUGAGGGGCCAUUAGCAUGGGCUUUGAUUGUUUGGCGUUGCAGCUUAGUUUUCAGUUCAGUUGACAAAAUUGUCAGUGUUCUUAUCCAUCUUUUACCUGGAUUGGUUUUCUUUACCAUUCGAUGGUGGAAUCCUGCAACCUUUGAAGCCAUGCGACCAGCAGGAAUGGCUGGAAGAUCUACAUGGCCUUAUAUUGAGGAUAAAUCCUAUCUCUGGAUGUGGCUGUUUCUGGUACCCUUGGCAGUUUACAUUCUCUGGCAGGUUCUAUACUUCCUCAUUGUCAACGUCUUGCGCCAACAACGGUUUUUAAGAGAUCCUGAAGUCAUGACUUCCUACAGGGAACUCUCCAAAAAAGCUCAGAAAGCAAACAAUAUUUGGUGGCGCUUAAGUGGCUUACUUGGAGAUCAAAAUCGCUUGUUAAUGUACAUUGUUCUUCAAGGCAUAUUUACCGUGGCAACCACGGCUCUGACUGUUCCCAUUUUCUUGUCAUAUGAAUUGUCUGUAGUCUUCCAAUUGCUUAAGAUUUCUGCAUCAGUGUGGAAUGGGGGAAGCUUCCUAAUAGAUGUGAUGCCUAGGCAAGUAAUUCUCGAGGAGAAAAAGAAAUCAGAGAUGCAACCUGUUCAAAAUAAAAAAGAUCAGUGAUAUAUGGUGAUGGAAAGUCGUAGGUAGUUCAACAAUUCUUGAGGCAUCUUGAUUUCAUGAUAUGAAUUAAUUAUCCAUUUAGUCAUUUACCAUAUUAGUCUUAAUCUGUAUACCAUGGGAGUGCAGCUCAGUUGAUUAAAUUUUACCAUAUUAGUCUUAAUCUGUAUACCAUGGGAGUGCAGCUCAGUUGAUUAAA
Molecule: messenger RNA, 1383 nt
Organism: Glycine soja
Lineage: Eukaryota; Viridiplantae; Streptophyta; Magnoliopsida; Fabales; Fabaceae
Exons: 8
Coding region: 33-1187 (384 amino acids)
Biological process (GO): phosphatidylcholine biosynthetic process
Source: RefSeq, a predicted model, not a curated record